Molecule: messenger RNA, 3588 nt
Organism: Leptonychotes weddellii (Weddell seal)
Lineage: Eukaryota; Metazoa; Chordata; Mammalia; Carnivora; Phocidae
Source: RefSeq, a predicted model, not a curated record
GCAGUGCGAGGCAGCUGGGAACAGGGAGGAGGGAGCAGACAGGAGGCUGGAGGUCAGCAGUACACCCAGGAGAUCAGUUGCCACCCUCAGUAACCAAAGAGGCACCCAAACUAUGGCAGAGAAGCCCCCAAAGAAGUCCGCCAUUCAUGGGGUGAGCAUCCGGCAGCUGGUGGAGGAGAUCCCCGAAGGCGGCAGCACACCAGACUUCCAGCAGAAGCCCGUCGCCUUGGCACUGCAGGAAGGGAAAAAUGCCAUCUUUCGGGCCGUGGUCUGUGGGGAGCCCAAACCUGAGGUGGGUUGGCAGAGCACCAAAGGUAACCUCAGGAACUCCAGCAAGUACCAGAUCUCCUCCUCCCCCUGCAGCAACGAGCACGUGCUACAGGUAGGGCCUGCAGCUCUCCCCGACCCACUUCCUUUACUUCUCUGUACUUCCGUUUCCUCAUCUCCUCCGCAUCCCUUUCUAGUGCAGAGAAGGCAGCUCCCCACAGCCUCUCAGGGUGCCAGGCCCAGGGACGCAGCUCCUGCGGCUCCCCUGGCCUCUGACCUGCCCGCCCUGCUCCCCAGGGCCCCGCCUCCCACCAAGAAAAAGGUGGACCUGGAGCAGGUGUGGCAGCUUCUGACGACGGCCGACCGCAAGGACUACGAGCGGAUCUGCCUGAAGUACGGCAUCGUGGACUACCGGGGCAUGCUGCGCAAGCUCAAGGAGCUGCGGAAGGAGCACGAGGACAAGAUGGCGCAGUACGUUAACGCCGUCUCCAACUUGAGACACAUCAGGGUCAGCAAGGAGGGGGUCGCAACAUUUGAUCUGGAGCUGGAUCUCAAGUAUUCCGGGAGCAAGAUUCACCUGUAUAAGGAUGGUGAGAUGACCCCCUACAGCUUUGAUAACCAGACCAAGCACUGUCUGUGGCGGCUGGGGAAACGCUACCAAUUCCAGAUCCGGGACCUGCAGCCUGAGGAUGCCGGCAUUUACCAGGUCAAGGUGGAGGAUGCCGAAAUCUUCUCCACGGAACUGGAUGCUAGUGCCAUCCCCUCCAGAGUGGUGGUCCCGCUGGCUGAGGCGCACUGUGAAGAGCAGGGUGAUGCUGUCUUCGAGUGCAUUCUCUCCAGCCCCUGCCCCAACGCCACCUGGAAUUUCCGGCACCGGCCACUCCAGCCCAGAAACAAAUAUGAAAUGUUUGUGUCCCCUGAUGGGCUGACCCACAGGCUGGUGGUAAGGGGGGCCCAUUUCUCAGACAUGGGCCCCUACUCACUGGGCACUGGGUUCCACAGUUCUACUGCCUGGCUGGUGGUUGAAGCAGGGAAGGAUGGAAACUUUCUGACUGCAAGUGCUGACCAUCAGCUGCAAGCCCGGAGAGGUGGCCUGGAGGGCAGGUCAGACAUCUACGGCCAGGGGAGGGAUGCCACCCAGAGUCCCAGAUCCAGAUACAAGCGCACUGGCGGUUUCUCCAAGGAAGCCCAAGGCCCCCAGGGCCACUUCUCCCAGGGCCUGGCUGACACGGAAGUGCAGCAGGGAGAGGAUGCCAUGCUCUCCUGUACCCUCACCCACGACCUGGGCCCGGGUGCCUGGUUUAAAGAUGGAGUCAAGCUCAGCACCCAGGAUGGAGUCAUCUUUGAGCAAGACGGUCUCGUGCACAGUCUCCUCAUUGCCCGUGUGCAAGGGACCCAGGCUGGGAGGUACACCUUUGUAGCCAGCAACCAGCGGAGCGAGGCCACCCUGAGUGUCCACGAUCGCCCCGUCAUCGCUCCUGAUGUCACAGAGAAACUGAGAGAGCCGCUGGUGGUCAAGGCUGGGAAGCCGGUGACAGUGAAGAUCCCCUUCCAGAGCCACCUCCCAGUUCAGGCUGCCUGGAAAAAGGACGGAGCCGAAGUGGUGGGCGGCAGCAGCCCCCGGGGGGCACAGGUGGCCCUGGGGGACGGCUUCACUCGGCUGUGCCUCCCUAGCGCUGGCAGGAAGGAUGGUGGCCGGGACAGCGUGACACUGAGGAGCGAGGGCGGCUCUGUGCAGGCUGAGCUCACCCUGCAAGUUAUAGACAAGCCCCAGCCCCCACAAGGUCCCCUGGAGGUACAGGAUCGCCAGGGGGCUGGGGUCUGCCUCCACUGGCGGCCCCCAAAGGACAGCGGGGGCCGGGCCGUGGAGCACUACGUGGUGGAGCGGCGGCAAGCUGGCCAGAGCACUUGGCUGAAGGUGGGCGAGCCCCCCGCAGACAGCACGGCCUUCACCGACGCCCACGUGGAGCAGGGCAGGAAAUACACCUUCCGAGUGCGGGCUGUGACCUCUGAGGGGGCUGGGGAGGCCCUGGAGUCCACAGAGGUGCUGGUGGCUCCUGAGGCUCUCCCUGGGCCCCCUUCAAGCCCAGCCAUCCAGUCAGCCUCCAGCCAGGGCAUCACGCUGAUGUGGAUGGCACCUCGGGGCCCUGGCAGUGCCCACAUCCUGGGCUACCUGAUCGAGAAGCGCAAGAAGGGGAGCAACACCUGGACAGCAGUGAAUGCCCAGCCUGUGCCUGAGAGGAGGUGGACCGUGGCGGAUGUGCGGCAGGGCUGUCAGUAUGAAUUUCGGGUCACGGCUGUGUCUCCCUCUGGUCCCGGAGAGCCUGGGCCCCCAUCGGAUGCCGUCUUUGCUCGGGACCCCAUGAGACCCCCUGGGCCCGUGCGGGACCUCCAAGUCAUAGACACGUCGCACACCAGCAUCACCUUGAGCUGGGCGCAGCCGGAUGCACAGGAUGGGGACACAGCCCAGGGAUAUGUGGUGGAGCUGCGCGGCUCAGACAGUCUGCAGUGGAGUCCCUGCCACGAGGGCACCGUGCCAGUCACCAGCUUCACAGCCAAAGGGCUUCGGCCCCAAGAGAGCUACUUCGUGAGGGUGACAGCAGUUAACGAUGGGGGCCUUGGCCAGCCCACCGCCCUGGACACGUUAGUGCAAGUCAUGCCAGUUGCCGUCCGUCCCAAGUUCCUUAUGGACUCCAGCACAAGGGACUCGCUGAUGGUCAGAGCUGGGGACACCAUUCGUGUGCCUGUCUCCUUUGAAGCUGUCCCCAUGCCUGAGGUGACCUGGCUGAAGGACGGCUUGCCCUUGCUUAAAAGUAAUGUGACCUCCACCAAGGAUGGCCUCACCCAGCUUCUGAUUCCUGUGGCCAGCUUCUCAGACAGUGGCCUCUACACUGUGGUGCUGAGGAACCUGCAGGGCGGGGAGGCUGCCUACCGCUUCUCCCUCAGGGUGGCAGCAUGCCCAAAGGCGCCCGGGCCCAUCCAUCUGCAGGAGAACGUGCCCGGGACAGUGACGGCCGAGUGGGAACCUUCUCCAGAUGAGGCUGGGGUUGUCCCCCUGUACUACGAGGUGCUGACGCGCUCCUCAGCGCACGGGCCCUGGCGCCAGGCGGCCGACCGCGUGCACACCAACCACUUCACCCUCCUGGGAGUGCUCCCUGGCCACGAGUACCACUUCCGGGUGGUGGCCAAGAACGAGCUGGGGGCCAGCCUGCCCUCAGACACCAGCCAGCCCUGGUGCAUCCCCCGGCCGCGAGGUGAGCUCUUGGGGAUGCGGGCUGCAUCCGGGACAGCCCCAGCAGAGGUGGCCGAGUGCGGCUCAAC